Saccostrea echinata is the source of this 1019-nucleotide messenger RNA. Its product is annotated as protein male abnormal 3-like. The record is from RefSeq and is a predicted model, not a curated record. Gene Ontology annotation, molecular function: DNA-binding transcription factor activity, RNA polymerase II-specific; RNA polymerase II cis-regulatory region sequence-specific DNA binding. Gene Ontology annotation, biological process: sex differentiation; regulation of transcription by RNA polymerase II. NCBI's taxonomy places the organism in Eukaryota, Metazoa, Mollusca, Bivalvia, Ostreida, Ostreidae. The transcript is spliced from 3 exons. The coding region runs from base 99 to 908 and encodes 269 amino acids. Gene Ontology annotation, cellular component: nucleus.
UCAUGUGAUAUAUUUUGGUGUAUGUUCUUUGAUUUGGAGUGGAAAAGAGAAUUUCUGUCGUGUAAAAGUUACUUAUUUCUCUUUAGAAGUCCGGGUCGAUGACUGACAAAAAUAUUGAGACUGAGAGGUCCGUGCGAUCUGUGAGACGGUGCAACAGAUGCAGGAAUCAUGGUAGUCUGGUGGAGCUAAAAGGUCACAAACAUUUCUGUCAGUAUCGGGAUUGUACAUGCCAGGCCUGUAUUUUACUAGAAAAGCGGAAAGAAGUUUGUCGUCAGGCCAUAGCUCUCAGGAGAAAGCAAGAUACGGCAAAAAAUGGUACAGUAACUGGUCCACCACUGCCAUUUUUACAAUUACAUAGUACCAGACCACAUCCCUAUCUAAGGCUCCUAAAUCCAAGUAACAACCAGUCGUUAAAGGAGUCUCAUCAUAUCAGUGUAACACUCCCUAAUCUUACACCAUCUCCAAACUACGUCAGAGCCAUGCAAACAAAGACGGCAUAUAACUCACAAAUGAAAAGUUAUAUGAAUAUCACAAGGAAUGUGGUUUCUCGGACAAUGGACACGACCACAGGCGCGCACGAAGCACCAGCAACUGAUAAGAACACACUGAAAGCACAGACGUGCACAACAAUCCAGACAGCCACUCAAGGACUCAACCGAUCCCCUUGUGUACAGCCCAGUUCUUGUCUCUGUGAGCCCACAUAUACCACACUAAGACCGGUAUCGCAUGCUGGACUGUAUCCCAGUGGAUCGACGUCUUUUAAUCCUAGCCUUUCCAGGACUACUUGGAUGGAGAGUCCAUUUUGGUAUGGACAGGAACACGGCUUCUUCAGACAAAUGGUGCCCAUUACUCAGUCGACAGCAGCUUCAUCAGCCAACAACGGUCACUGUCAGACCCCAGAGAUAUGAAUGGAAACCUUUUCAACGAUGUACAUCUGUAAUUCUUCGUGGAAAAUGAAUUUGCACACUUGAUUUCAAACAUUAAACUGUUUUGAAACAAAUCUAAUUGAUGAGAUUAAU